Molecule: messenger RNA, 1773 nt
Organism: Harpegnathos saltator (Jerdon's jumping ant)
Lineage: Eukaryota; Metazoa; Arthropoda; Insecta; Hymenoptera; Formicidae
Product: RNA-binding protein 28
Exons: 7
Coding region: 259-1737 (492 amino acids)
Cellular component (GO): nucleolus
Molecular function (GO): mRNA binding
Source: RefSeq, a predicted model, not a curated record
UUAACUUAAUGCGCUAGUUCAGCAGUGCGUAUAAAACGAACAGGCCUAUUCUUGAUAUUGAUCGUCUGUGUUUUCCCUUUGACGUAAAUUCUAAAAAACUAAAAAUUAUCAUUGACGAAUUCAAUAUUCAUAAUUAGGUGGUUCAAUAUAUCUGAUAAUUCCGCAGAAAGAUCGUUAAAAACUUUAGAACUUGCCAUUUCAGUCUACCAUUUUGACUUCCUCGUUUUCUCUUCACGUGACGACGCAACUGCUCAAAACAUGAAGAAACUAAACAAAAAAGCCAGGAUUAUAAUAAGAAAUUUAUCAUUCGAGGCUACGUACGAUGACUUGAAAAAACAUUUUUCUCAAUAUGGUAAAAUAAAGGAAGUAAAGAUUUUGGCAAAACAAGAUGGUAAACGAAUUGGAUGUGCAUUCGUGCAAUUUGAUCAUGUACAAAGUGCAGCAAAAGCUAUACAUUAUGCAAAUAUGCAACUGUUCUUGAACAGAGCUAUUGUAGUUGAUUGGGCUGUACCUAAGAACAAGUUUUUGAAGAAUAUCGCGGAAAAUAAUAUGAAACCUCAAGCAAAAAUUGAAUCUGUUGAUAAAGAUGAUGCUGAUGAUCAGAGUACCAAGCCAGACAGCAAAAAUGUCACGAUAAACAGCAUAAAAAUGGAAGAUGAAUCUGAUGAUGAAAAAAUGAUUCUGUAUGAGAAUAAACUUGAAUCAGAGAAUACUGAGAGUCAGGAUGAAAGUGCUGUUGAAAGCAGCGAUGAUGAAAACGAUGCUAGUAGUGCAAUUAAUGAUUCUGUUAAACAGAAGAAAAAAAGCAAUAGAAUAGAAGAUCAUUCUACUUCAAAACAUCCGCGACGGGUAUUUGAUGAUGUUAAUGAAGGUAAAACAGUGUUCCUAAAAAAUGUACCAUUCUCUGUUAAGAAUAAUGAACUUAAGGAAUACAUGGAACAAUUUGGACCAAUUUACUACGCUCUUGUAUGCACUGAUCGUUUAACUGAAUAUUCAAAAGGCACUGCAUUUGUGAAAUUUAAGGAUAUUGCAAGUGCAGAAAAAUGUUUAUCAAACGACACUGAAUUAUGCAUGCACGAUCAAAUAAUCGAGGCACACAGAGCAUUAUGCAAAAAUGAAGUUGAAAAUAAACAGACCUUGAAAGGACAAAAAGUUAAGGACUCCAGAAACUUGUACCUCGUUAAAGAGGGAGUUGUAGUUGCCGGAAGCCCAGCUGCAACAGAUGUAUCAGUUUCUGAUAUGGCAAAGCGCAUGAAAUUGGAACAAUGGAAAUCGCAAAUAUUACGCAACUUGAAUAUGUUUGUGUCGAGAGUACGGCUUGUAGUUCACAAUCUACCACCCAAUCUCGACGAUGCACAACUAAGACAGUUGUUUAAGGAUUUCAGUGGCCCUAAGGCUGUAAUUAAGGAGGCGCGUGUUAUGCGUGAUUUAAAAACAGUUGACGCAGCCGGAAGAGGAAAAUCUAAAGAGUAUGGUUUUGUUGCAUUUACCACUCAUGAAGAUGCGCUCAAAGCUUUGAGAAGUGCAAACAACAAUCCAAAUAUAUUUUCUAAAAACAGGAGACCAAUCGUCGGAUUCUCGAUAGAAAAUCGAAUUAUGGUGAAUGCGAAGAAAAGAAGAAUUGAGAAAAGUCGUGAGCAUAAUCCGUUAUGUUCUAAAUACAAAGGAAAGCGGGAAGCUGUAGACACCAAAGAGAAAGAGUUACCCAAGAAACGAGUCAGGAAAAUGAAAAAAUAGAUGACAAUUUUAAUAAAAAAAAAAAAAAAAAAAAAA